GUGUGAAUGAGAGAGACUCUCUGCAGUAUUUAGUGUCCAGUUGUACUGGCUCCGAAGAACAGCAGCAUCGCAAUGCCCCCUCCUGCUGAUAUAGUGAAGGUGGCGAUCGAAUGGCCAGGUGCCUUCCCCAAGUUAAUGGAAAUAGAUCAAAAAAAGCCACUGUCCUCAAUAAUAAAAGAAGUCUGCGAUGGGUGGUCUCUUGCAAAUCAUGAUCAGUUUGCACUGCAGCAUGCUGAUAGCUCUAAUUUCUACAUCACAGAGAAGAAUCGUAAUGAAAUAAAAAAUGGAGCGAUCCUUCGAUUAACAACAUCUCCAGCUCAAAAUGCACAGCAGCUCCAUGAGAGGAUCCAGUCUUCUAGUAUGGAUGCAAAGUUAGAAGCACUGAAAGACUUAGCCAACUACUCACGAGAUGUUACAUUUGCCCAAGAAUUUAUAAACCUAGAUGGCAUUUCCCUCCUAACACAAAUGGUUGAAAGCGGCACAGAACGAUAUCAGAAAUUGCAGAAGAUAAUGAAGCCCUGCUUUGGAGAUAUGUUGUCCUUUACACUGACUGCAUUUGUUGAGCUGAUGGAUCAUGGGAUUGUAUCGUGGGAUACAUUCUCUGUGGCAUUCAUUAAAAAGAUAGCAAGCUAUGUGAACAAAUUUGCCUCGGACAUCUCUAUCUUGCAACGGUCACUAGCAAUCCUGGAAUCGAUGGUGCUGAAUAGCCACGACCUGUACCAGAAGGUGGCCCAGGAGAUCACAAUUGGGCAGCUGAUCCCACAUUUGCAGGG
Messenger RNA from Cariama cristata (Red-legged seriema), 773 nucleotides. RefSeq names its product engulfment and cell motility protein 1-like. The transcript is spliced from 8 exons. The annotation marks the transcript as partial. NCBI's taxonomy places the organism in Eukaryota, Metazoa, Chordata, Aves, Cariamiformes, Cariamidae. The record is from RefSeq and is a predicted model, not a curated record.